This is a messenger RNA of Cooperia oncophora, 483 nucleotides long. Lineage: Eukaryota; Metazoa; Nematoda; Chromadorea; Rhabditida; Trichostrongylidae. The record is from the annotation of a GenBank genome assembly.
AUGUCACUUCUCGUCGGGCAAAAUGCAAAGAUUAUGUGUACUGCUACAGGAAUCCCUGCUCCAGUGAUCAAGUGGUCCAAAGACGGUGGUGCCACCUUCCCGGCGGCCCUUCAACAUCGGUUAUUCGUACGCCCAAACGAUGAUCAUCUCUACGUGGUGAAUGUCACUGUUGAGGAUCAGGCAAAGAAUUCUUUCAAUGUCACAUUGAAAGAUACGGAGUGGACAUUCAACGGGGAACCGCUAUUUGUCGAUGGAGAACGAGUUUCAUUGAAAGCACAUGGCCAAAUUCUUGCUGUCAAGAAGGUAUGUUUCUUGGCUUACAUGGCUAAGCCUAUCCAAAUAAUAUUCAAAUCAAGCGAUGCUGGACAGUACGCAUGCGAACUGUGGGCUGCUAAUGAUCAGUUAGCCCGACAAGUGGCCACAGUUGUGGUGGUUGGCCGAGAGGAGAUCAAGAAAGACCCUAAUUCUCAACAAAACUUCUAA